Molecule: messenger RNA, 6674 nt
Organism: Populus trichocarpa (black cottonwood)
Lineage: Eukaryota; Viridiplantae; Streptophyta; Magnoliopsida; Malpighiales; Salicaceae
Product: protein MOR1
Exons: 54
Coding region: 184-6255 (2023 amino acids)
Biological process (GO): establishment or maintenance of microtubule cytoskeleton polarity; mitotic spindle organization; microtubule polymerization
Cellular component (GO): microtubule plus-end; kinetochore; centrosome
Molecular function (GO): microtubule plus end polymerase activity; phosphatidylinositol binding; ubiquitin binding
Source: RefSeq, a predicted model, not a curated record
UUUGAUUCACCAAAAAUUAAAUAAUAAAAAAAACUUAUCGUUGCCCCUCUCCUCGCCCCUCCCUCUCUACACCUUGAUUUUGUCACUUCCUCUCUCCCCGCUCUCGCCGGCGAGUGAAAUUAAAAAAAAGAUUCAAAAUUCAAAAAUCCGCCAUAGAUCUAAAUAUUGUAGAGAGGAAAUAAAAUGUCGGAGGAAGAAAAGUUGUUAAAGGAAGCAAAGAAAUUGCCAUGGGAAGAUCGGUUGUUACACAAGAAUUGGAAAGUUAGAAAUGAAGCCAAUAUCGAUCUGGCUUCUCUCUGCGUCUCGAUUUUCGAUCCGAAAGACUCCAGACUUCGUGAAUUCGCUCCGUUGUUUAGGAAAACGGUUGCGGAUUCGAAUGCGCCGGUGCAGGAAAAAGCGCUUGAUGCUUUGAUUGCUUUUUUGCGUGCUGCUGAUGCGGAUGCUGGAAGGUAUGCGAAAGAAGUGUGUGAUGCGAUUGUGGCUAAGUGUCUUACGGGGAGGCCAAAGACUGUGGAGAAAGCGCAGGCGGCGUUUAUGCUGUGGGUGGAGUUGGAAGCUGUGGAGGCCUUUUUGGAUGCAAUGGAGAAGGCAAUCAAGAACAAAGUUUCCAAAGCGGUGGUGCCUGCAAUAGAUGUCAUGUUUCAAGCCUUAAGUGAAUUUGGAGCCAAAGUUGUGCCCCCAAAGAGGAUUUUGAAGAUGCUUCCAGAAUUGUUUGAUCACCAGGAUCAAAAUGUUCGUGCAUCAUCUAAAGGACUUACUCUUGAACUUUGUCGGUGGAUUGGAAAAGACCCUGUUAAAUCAAUUCUGUUGGAGAAGAUGCGAGAUACAAUGAAAAAAGAAUUGGAGGCUGAGCUUGUUAAUGUUACAGGAACAGCUAAGCCAUCCCGCAAGAUUAGAUCUGAGCAAGACAAGGAGCCAGAGCCAGAAGGAGUAUCAGAAGUUGCGGGUCCUGGUCAGUCCGAAGAAGUUGCACCUGAUGCUCCUCAAGAAAUAGAUGAGUAUGAUCUUAUGGACCCUGUUGAUAUUUUAUCACCCUUGGAAAAAUCUGGAUUUUGGGAUGGAGUGAAAGCUACCAAAUGGUCAGAAAGAAAGGAGGCUGUUGCAGAGCUGACGAAGCUUGCUUCCACAAAGAGGAUAGCACCUGGUGAUUUCUCUGAAGUUUGUCGGACAUUGAAGAAGCUUAUUACAGAUGUGAACAUCGCUGUUGCAGUUGAAGCCAUACAAGCUAUUGGAAACCUUGCGCGUGGUCUAAGAUCCCAUUUUUCUGGCAGCUCUCGGUUCUUAUUGCCUGUUUUGCUUGAAAAACUGAAAGAGAAAAAACCUACUCUGACAGAGUCACUUACACAAACUCUCCAAGCAAUGCAUAAGGCUGGAUGCUCAAAUCUUGCUGACAUUGUUGAAGAUGUCAAAACAGCAGUGAAAAAUAAAGUUCCUCUUGUGCGCUCAUUAACUCUAAACUGGGUGACAUUUUGUAUUGAAACCAGUAAUAAAGCUGUUAUUCUGAAGGUGCAUAAGGAUUAUGUCCCUAUCUGUAUGGAGAGCCUCAAUGAUGGGACUCCUGAUGUGAGGGAUUCUGCCUUUUCAGUGUUAGCGGCAGUAGCUAAGAUGGUUGGCAUGAGGCCUUUGGAGAGGUCACUGGAGAAACUUGAUGAUGUGAGAAGAAAGAAGCUGUCCGAAAUGAUAGCAGGUUCUGGGGAUGGUGUGGCAGCUGUGGCAACCUCAGGUACUGUCCAAACUGCUCGUGGAAGUAUGUCUUCUGUAGAGACAUCAGAAAGCUCAUUUGUUAAGAAGUCAGCGGCAAGCAUGCUUUCUGGGAAGAGGCCUGCUCCAGCAGCUCCUGCUAACAAAAAGGCGGCACCUACAAAAUCAGGGGCCAGCAAGAAAGUUGAUGGAGCUGGGCGACCAGAAACUUCACGAGCACUUGAACCACCUGAAGAUGUUGAGCCAGCAGAGAUGAGUCUUGAAGAAAUUGAAACCAGAUUAGGCUCUCUCAUUCAAGCAGAUACCAUUUCUCAACUGAAGAGUGCAGUAUGGAAAGAGCGGCUGGAAGCAAUAUCUUCAUUGAAAGAACAAGUGGAGGGGUUGCAGAACUGUAAUCAAUCUGUGGAGAUUUUGAUUCGUUUACUCUGUGCUAUUCCUGGCUGGAAUGAGAAAAAUGUUCAGGUUCAGCAACAGUUCAUUGAAGUCAUUACUUACCUAGCUUCAACUGCAUCAAAAUUUCCAAAGAAAUGUGUAGUGCUCUGCCUUCUAGGUAUUAGUGAACGGGUAGCGGAUAUUAAAACCAGAGCUUAUGCUAUGAAGUGCCUUACUACUUUCACGGAAGCAGUAGGUCCAGGAUUCGUUUUUGACCGACUUUACAAAAUUAUGAAAGAGCACAAGAAUCCAAAGGUUCUUAGUGAGGGAAUACUCUGGAUGGUUUUGGCAAUUGAUGACUUUGGUGUGUCACAUUUGAAGCUUAAGGAUUUAAUUGACUUCUGUAAAGAUACUGGGCUACAGUCCAGUGUAGCUGCUAGCAGAAAUGCAACUAUCAAACUUUUGGGUGCCUUACAUAAGUUUGUUGGUCCAGAUAUUAAAGGUUUUCUGGCUGAUGUCAAACCUGCACUGCUCAGUGCACUUGAUGCGGAGUAUGAAAAAAAUCCUUUUGAGGGUGCUUCUGCUAUUCCAAAGAAAACAGUUAGGACGUCAGAGUCCAUGACUUGUGUUUCUGGUGGUGGGCUGGAUAGCCUGCCACGUGAAGAUAUUAGUGGAAAGGUAACACCUACUCUGAUCAAGAGCUUGGAAAGUCCUGAUUGGAAGGUUCGACUUGAGUCAAUUGAAGCUGUCAAUAAAAUUUUGGAGGAGGCUAAUAAACGCAUUCAACCAAAUGGAACUGGUGAAUUAUUUGGUGCCCUUAGAGGGCGUCUGUAUGACAGCAAUAAAAAUCUAAUCAUGACAGCUUUGACUACCAUUGGUGGUGUUGCUUCUGCUAUGGGACCAGCUGUCGAGAAGUCAAGCAAGGGUGUUCUGUCAGAUAUUUUGAAAUGUCUUGGGGACAAUAAGAAACAUAUGAGGGAAUGUGCUCUGAAUACAUUAGAUUCUUGGGUUGCUGCUGUUCAUCUUGAUAAAAUGAUUCCUUACAUCACAGCUGCUUUAUUUGAAAGUAAGCUUGGUGCUGAAGGCCGCAAGGACCUUUUUGAUUGGCUUUCAAAGCAACUUUCUGGAUUAAGCGAGUUUCCUGAUGCCAUACAUUUGCUGAAACCUGCUGGCUCUGCUAUGACGGAUAAAUCAGCAGAUGUUCGAAAAGCAGCUGAAGCAUGCAUCUCUGAGAUUUUGAGAGUGUGUGGACAAGAAAUGAUUGAGAGGAAUCUGAAAGAUAUUCAUGGGCCAGCCUUAGCUCUCGUUCUCGAACGUGUGAGGCCUGCUAGUGUUUAUCAAGAGUCAUUUGAAUCAACAAAAACAAUUUCAAUGGGUCCAUCAUCCAAAACAAGCUCAAAGGUUGGGAAAGCUGCUUCCAAUGGCAUAUCAAAGCAUUCAAAUAGAUCUAUAUCUUCGAGAGUCAUACCAACAAAAGGGUCAAAGCCAGAGCCAGCGAUGUCUAUUCAGGACAGAGCUGUUCAGUCUCAAGCAUUAUUGAAUGUCAAGGACUCAAACAAGGAGGAUAGGGAAAGAAUGGUAGUCCGAAGGUUUAAGUUUGAAGAGCCACGGAUGGAACAAAUUCAAGAUCUUGAGGGUGAUAUGAUGAAGUACUUAAGAGAGGAUCUGAACAGGAGGCUUUUAAGUCUGGAUUUUAAGAAACAAGUUGAUGGGCUAGAGAUGUUACAAAAGGCCCUUCCAUCCAUUGGAAAUGAAAUAAUUGAAGUUCUGGACAUACUCUUGAAGUGGUUUGUUUUGCAGUUUUGUAAAUCUAACACAACGUGCCUGUUAAAGGUUUUGGAAUUCCUCCCUGCACUUUUUGACUUGCUCCGGGAUGAGGCCUACACUUUGAGUGAAUCAGAAGCAGCUAUAUUUCUUCCAUGCUUGAUUGAAAAGUUGGGGCAUAACAUUGAGAAAGUGCGGGAAAAAAUGCGUGAGCUAGCCAAACAAAUUUUGCAUGCGUAUUCAGCAACAAAAUCUUUCCCGUACAUUCUGGAGGGUUUGCGCUCUAAGAACAACCGUACUCGGAUAGAGUGUGCAGAUCUAGUUGGUUUCUUGAUUGAUCAGCACGGGGCUGAGAUAAGUGGACAGUUAAAGUCAUUGCAAAUUGUUGCAAGCUUGACUGCAGAACGUGAUGGUGAAAUUAGAAAAGCUGCAUUAAAUGCUCUGGCUACUGGUUAUAAGAUUCUUGGUGAGGACAUUUGGAGAUAUCUUGGGAAGCUAACAGAUGCUCAGAAAAGCAUGAUUGAUGAUAGAUUUAAGUGGAAGGUUCGAGAGAUGGAAAAAAGGAAAGAAGGUCGCCCUGGUGAUGCUAGAGCUGCUUUAAGGCGCUCUGUUCGGGAAAAUGGGUCUGAUAUAGCAGAACAGAGUGGGGAAGUUUCACAAUCAGUCUCUGGCCCUAUAUUAGCCAGGAAAAACUUUGGUACUCAGGAGCUUCAGGUGGAGAGACAUAUAAUGCCCCGUGCACUCACUAGUGCCAGUGGCCCCACGGACUGGAAUGAAGCUCUGGACAUCAUUUCUUUUAGUUCCCCAGAGCAGUCAGUUGAAGGCAUGAAAGUUGUUUGCCAUGAGCUGGCACAGGCUACCAGUGAUGAAGAAGGAAGUGUGAUGGAUGAACUAGUGAAAGAUGCAGAUAGACUUGUUUCAUGCUUGGCAAACAAGGUAGCAAGGACAUUUGACUUCAGUUUGACUGGAGCAUCAUCACGGUCUUGUAAAUAUGUUCUUAACACACUCAUGCAGACUUUUCAAAAUAAAACACUUGCUCAUGCUGUCAAAGAGAGCACUCUUGACAGUCUGAUAACGGAGCUUCUACUUUGGCUUUUGGAUGAAAGGGUCCCACAUAUGGAUGAUGGCAGCCAACUCCUAAAAGCAUUGAAUGUGCUGAUGCUUAAGAUACUGGAUAAUGCGGAUCGAACAUCAUCCUUUGAUGUCUUGAUUAAUCUGUUGCGACCUUUGGAUCCCAGCAGGUGGCCUUCACCUGCAUCAACUGAGACCUUUGCCAUAAGGAACCAGAAGUUCUCUGAUCUUGUUGUAAAAUGCCUCAUCAAACUUACAAAGGUUCUUCAAAGCACUAUAUAUGAUGUUGAUCUUGACCGCAUCCUUCGGAGCAUCCAUAUUUACCUCCAAGAAUUGGGAAUGGAAGAAAUCAGGAGAAGAGCGGGAGCGGAUGACAAGCCUUUGCGUAUGGUGAAAACUGUUCUCCAUGAACUUGUUAAGCUCCGUGGAGGUUCCAUAAAGGGUCACCUAUCCAUGGUUCCUAUUGACAUGAAACCUCAGCCAAUUAUUCUUGCCUACAUUGAUCUUAAUCUUGAGACUUUAGCUGCAGCAAGAAUGUUGACCUCAACAGCCCCCGUGGGCCAAAAUCAUUGGGGUGAUUCUGCAGCCAACAAUUCAUCACCUGCCACGCAUUCUGCCGAGGCUCAGUUGAAGCAAGAACUCGCUGCCAUAUUCAAGAAAAUUGGUGACAAACAAACCUGCACCAUUGGUUUAUAUGAGCUCUAUCGCAUUACUCAGUUAUAUCCCAAGGUUGAUAUAUUUGCUCAGCUCCAAAAUGCUAGCGAGGCAUUUCGCACUUACAUUAGAGAUGGUCUAGCUCAGAUGGAGAAGAAUACUGCUGCUGGAAGGACGCCUUCUAGUUUGCCUAUGUCAACCCCCCCUCCAUCCGCUCCAAAUGUUUCUUCCCCUGAUUUGCAGCCUCUUUCCCCUGUUCAUACAAACUCCUUAAAUGAUUCAAAACCUUUACAUGCUAAACCAGAAGCGACAAACUUUCAUCUACCUCCCUCAUAUUCUGAAGAUGGUGCCAUUUUAUCUAGAGGUUUUGUCUCGGAGAAUUCUUUGGGUGACCAAAGAAAUGAGAAGCUUAUUAGUGGAGUAACCAGCGGGACAUUAGAUGCAAUUAGGGAAAGGAUGAAGAGUAUGCAGUUAGCUGCCACUGCUGGGCUUCCUGAUUCAGGAAGCAGGCCACUGAUGUCUGUGAAUGAUAAUUUAAAUAAUGGACUUUCUAGUCUGAUUCUUCAUGCGCCAGACUCUGCAGGCAUGGAGAAUCCUGUGCUUGGCGGGGUUCUUCCUUUGGAUGAGAAGGCGUUGUCUGGGCUUCAAGCCCGGAUGGAGAGACUUAAAAGUGGAUCUCUUGAACCUCUGUAGAUAAGUAAAAUGAGUUGAGCUGAGAUUCUCUUCUGCGUAUUUUUGUAUGUCCGAGCUAUAAGAUUCUGUUCGACGGGGAGUUCCAUCGCCAUUUAAUCGGAGCUACUGCUGGUAGAUUAUCAUGUAGAGCUGGGUGUCCAUCGAGCAACCAGCGGGGAGUUUGUUCUCCCUGUAUUGGAUUUUUGAAGUGUCACUCUCUGGGCAGACAGUGGAGUGGUUUGUUGUUAUCUAGGUUGCUUUUGUCGCUGGCAUAUGUAUAUUGUAGGUUAAUUUUUUGGCAUAUUUGUUUGAUUUCUUUCAAUUAAUACAAUUGUAUACCGAUUUCGGAUCUGUUGUAUACAAAUUAUGGAUUGGAGCAUGGAAAUGUCCACGUUGCAUGUUAAUAUUCAAUUUCAAUUUUGCAUUGCUCGUCAAAGAAA